ACCACAAGAUGAGGCUAUCAAGGCCCGGCCCAAUUCCUUCACAUCCUAUAAACAUAGUCACUGAAACCCUAAUCCGUUCUCGGUCUCUGGUAUAGCCCUCAUUUCAGCCGAAGCGGAGAGAGUCUCAGGCACACCACCCACAACAAUGGGGGCGUAUACUUAUAUAUCGGAGCUGUACAAGAAGAAGCAAUCGGAUUUGAUGAGGUUCUUGCUUAGGGUCCGCUGCUGGGAGUACCGUCAGCUUCCCGCAGUUGUACGUGUCACCAGGCCUACCCGACCCGACAAGGCUCGCCGACUUGGCUACAAGGCCAAGCAGGGGUUUGUGAUCUACCGUGUACGUGUGAGGCGUGGUGGAAGGAAGAGGCCAGUUCCCAAGGGUAUUGUGUAUGGUAAGCCCACAAACCAGGGUGUCACUCAACUAAAAUUCCAACGCAGCAAGCGCUCAGUCGCAGAGGAGCGUGCUGGAAGGAAAUUGGGUGGUCUCAAGGUUCUGAAUUCGUACUGGAUCAACGAGGAUUCGACUUACAAGUACUUCGAGGUUAUAUUGGUUGAUCCGGCUCAUAAUGCAAUCCGAAAUGAUCCAAGGAUCAACUGGAUCUGCAAUCCAGUCCACAAGCACCGGGAGCUUCGUGGCCUCACCUCAGCUGGAAAGAAGUACAGAGGUCUCCGUGGAAAGGGGCACUUGAACCACAAAGCACGCCCCUCAAGAAGGGCUACCUGGAAGAGGAACCAGAUGCUUUCACUCCGUCGCUAUCGAUGACAUUCUUGACAAUUUUUGUUCCUUUUAUUGCCCGUGCCAUAGUUACUGUUGGGAGUUUUUUCUUUUGGAAAGUUGUUUCAGGUUAUUACCUUGAGCGUGUUUAAUUUUUAUGUCGAUGACAUCUGAAUUUUGGGCUAAUAACUUGGUAUAGUUAAUGCAUCAUGGCUUUGGUAAU
This is a messenger RNA of Olea europaea var. sylvestris, 935 nucleotides long. Its product is annotated as 60S ribosomal protein L15-like. Gene Ontology annotation, cellular component: cytosolic large ribosomal subunit; ribosome. Gene Ontology annotation, molecular function: RNA binding; structural constituent of ribosome. Bases 146 to 760 code for a protein of 204 amino acids. The record is from RefSeq and is a predicted model, not a curated record. Gene Ontology annotation, biological process: cytoplasmic translation. NCBI's taxonomy places the organism in Eukaryota, Viridiplantae, Streptophyta, Magnoliopsida, Lamiales, Oleaceae. The transcript has 4 exons.